Messenger RNA from Phaedon cochleariae (mustard beetle), 1281 nucleotides. NCBI's taxonomy places the organism in Eukaryota, Metazoa, Arthropoda, Insecta, Coleoptera, Chrysomelidae. The record is from the annotation of a GenBank genome assembly.
AUGUUACACUUUGUAACAAAAUACUGUAGAUGUUCUUCACUUAUAACUCAAGUUCGACCAUUGCUGGUAAGAACAUCAAAGAACCCGAUGCAAAAUGGCCCUCUUAGAACAUUCCUGUCACCAGUUCUGAGAAAACCAACAAUUCGAAAUGAUUCAAAGGUUUCACAGUUUCUGCGUAAAAGUGGAACGAUUGCCGCACAAAUCAAUGCUAAUAUCUCUACAAAUGGACAUAAAGCUGUUGGGUAUUGGCUGCUGACUUGCAGUGGCAUGGUCUUUGUUGCAGUUGUCCUAGGAGGAGUUACAAGACUAACAGAAUCAGGCUUAUCAAUGGUAACUUGGAAAUUGUUGGGAGAAAAAAUGCCUAGAACAGAACAAGAAUGGCAAGAAGAAUUUGAAAGAUAUCAGCAGUAUCCUGAAUUCAAAAUAAAAAAUAAAGAGAUGACCCUUCAAGAAUUCAAAUUUAUUUGGCACAUGGAGUACGGCCACAGGCAAUGGGGUAGAGCCAUAGGGGCUGUUUUCCUGAUUCCCGCCGCAUAUUUCUGGGCCAAGGGUAGAUUAACGCCUGGACAAAAGAAGCGAAUCCUGGCAUUCGGAGGACUCAUAGGAGCACAGGGUUUGAUGGGCUGGUACAUGGUGAAAUCCGGCCUGCAGGACAGAUUCCACGCAGAAAGCGACGUGCCCAGAGUGUCCCAGUAUCGCCUAGCUUCCCACCUCAGCCUAGCCUUCCUACUCUACAGCCUCCUCCUGUGGUCGGCCCUGGACGUUCUAAUCCCUGCGCAGGGCAUCGCGAUAGCCAGCAAGGCGGCUCUGAAAGCCUCUAGGAAGUUCAGGAUGCUGGCCCAUUCGGCCAAAGGAUUGGUGUUCCUGACUGCUGUUUCAGGUGCCUUCGUUGCCGGUCUGGACGCCGGUUUGGUAUACAACUCGUUCCCCAAAAUGGCCGACAAAUGGGUCCCGGACGACAUCCUGGCGCUGAGUCCGGCCCUGGCCAAUCUGACAGAGAACCCCACGACCGUGCAAUUCGACCACCGGAUUUUGGGCACGACCACUUUGGGCGUUAUAACGGCGGUAUGGCUGCUGUCCAGAAGAAGGAUAUUGCCGCCCAGGGCGUACACUGCCGCAGCCGUGUUGGGUCUGCUGGGUUAUUUGCAGGUAACACUAGGUAUAACUACACUACUGACGUAUGUGCCUACUGAUAUAGCUGCGACACACCAAGCCGGCUCUUUGACGUUAUUGUCGGCCGCUGUAUGGUUGACGCACGAACUAAAAAAGUUACCUAAAUAA